Messenger RNA from Brassica rapa (field mustard), 5683 nucleotides. Its product is annotated as subtilisin-like protease SBT2.1. Gene Ontology annotation, molecular function: serine-type endopeptidase activity. NCBI's taxonomy places the organism in Eukaryota, Viridiplantae, Streptophyta, Magnoliopsida, Brassicales, Brassicaceae. The record is from RefSeq and is a predicted model, not a curated record. Gene Ontology annotation, biological process: proteolysis.
UUAUAAAAUAGAAUUUUUUUCCUUUUCAAAAAAAACCUAACAAAAUAAAAUUUUAAAUAAUUAUUUAAUAAAACAUUAAAUUAUUACAAAAGAGCAUGUAUAAUGUUGUCAUUGACUCAAUUGGUGUAUUUGACUUUCAUUUCUUUUUACUUUUCAUUCAGUUUCUUAUCUCGGGUUAUGUUCAAUUUAAACGUUUAGAUAUAGUAUUUUAUCAAUUCAUCUAUGUAUCAUGAGUAUAAAAUACAAAUAUUAACUUAAACUUAUGUGUAAAAAUAAGUUUUAAUUAUAAAAUAAAUCUCAAACAACAUAUGCAAAAAACAAUCAUAAAACUAUAAUAAAAUUAUUUAUUAUUUAUUAGUUUUUAUUAAAUUAAAACAUCACAUAAAACCCGUUGCAACGCAACGGGCUCAUAUCUUGUAUAUAUAUGAGAUUUGGAAAACACACGUUCUUUUUUGAAUGAGAUAUUUGUUGGAGAUGUUUUACAUAUCUCUAUAUAUUUAUUUCUAUAAUACAAGAGGUAAAUUAUUUUAGCCCACCCUUAUCUUUCAUCUAAAAUAGAAACUAUUAUUUUUUAUUUAGAGAAAGAAAUGUCAUUCCUCUAUGUUUAAUGUAACAAAAAAAAUGUAGACAUUAACAUUUUAUAAUUAAUUAUUAAUACAUACAUUACUAAUUAAAAGACUAUAAUAAUAAAUUAUUAUUUAUGUUUUCAUUUGGAGAUUCUUACGUAAUAUUUUUUUUAAAAAUCUUUGUAUACUACAUUCUUCAUUCAUAAAUAAAUCUUAGAAAUCAUUAAAUAUUAUCUUUUCAGUUAUACAAAAUUUACAAUUUUACUUGAUUAAUACUUAGUUAUGUGUUUUUCUGCUUUUAAUUUUAAACUUUAUAUUAGAAGAUAUUUUCGAAUAAUAACACAAAUAUUAUAAGAAUUAUCUUUUUAGUUUUAAAACAUACUUUUUAGAUUUUGGAUAAUUCUUAUUAUUAUUAAUUUUUAUAAAUUAUCUUAUCAAAAGAAAAUUGAAUUAGUUUUUGGUUUUAGCUGAUUUAUAUAAUUUAUUUUAUUAAAGACAUAAACGAUAUUAACCACUCUAACUUUUAAAAAGUUUUUUUUUGUAUACUACAGUCUUUAUUCAUAAAUAAAUCUUAGAAAUCACUCAAUAUUAUCUUUUCAAUUAUAAAAAAAUUAGAAUUUUACUUGAUUAAUAUUUAGUUAUGCGUUUUUUGUUUUUGUUUUUUUUUUAAUUUUUUUAUUAGAAGCUAUUUUUGAAUAACAACACAAUAUUAUAGGAAUUAUAUUUUUAUUUUAAAACAUACUUUUUAUAUUUUGGAUAAUUCUUGUUAUUAUUAAUUUUAAUCAAUUAUCUUAUAAAAAAUCGUUUUUUGGUUUAGCUAAUUUAUAUAUUUUCUUCAUUAAGAGCAUAAACGAUAUUAAUCACUCUAACUUUUAACGUAGGAGAUCGAAUGCAAAAAAAUCAUUUCGCAAAUAAUAGUAUAGAAAAAAAGUGUUAUUUUGAAAAUCUAUAUUGGAGUAUAUUCUAUUUUCAUUUUAGCGUAUAUUUUAGAAAAAAUAGGAAAAUAUAUAAAAAUAGUUUUGUAGACCUAUAAAUAUUAAUUUUUUUUUUUUGAUGGAGUUCUUAUUUUAUGUUUUCAGUACUUUUUGACUCCUACAAAAGUCAGGAUCAACCAAUAGGAUCGCCGCACUUGUUAAGCUCCGGUAACUGUGCGUACUGCGUAGAGGCCAACUCCGUCGUGCUGACAUGUCGGUACGGGCUUUUUUUUGGUCGGAGCUCUGAAUGCCGGAAAAAAUAUGUCCAUGUCGAAGAGCUUCAGUGUGCUUUAAGUUCGUAUGCAUGAUGGAUUACUGUAAACCCCAAGCAUGUGUAUUCUUUGAUUUGAUGAAGAAACAAGAACAAGAUUCUGAGGUAACCAUAAAAGGAGAUACUUUUAGUGUUGGUUUAAGUUGGAACCAACGCAGAGAUGGUGUUGAUUACAGAAUCCAUUAUCUCUUGCUAAAAAGAAGGUACUCAACGGGUAAAUACUAUAUACAAUGAUGUAAAGCGAGUGUAAUGACUCGUGUUAAUUAAAAGGUUAAAAAGUUAAAAAAAGUAUACAUUGGACCUACUUCUUUUGAUGCGGCUAAUUAAUCAUGGCUUUCAUCUCAUGUGCUUCUAGAACAGUAAAGCAUAUCUUCUUGUCUCAUGAUAGUAGAUUAGUAAGAAAAAAAAAGGUUACAAGUGAAGAAUAAGUAUUUCGAGUCUGGACCGGUCUGGAUACAUCCGUUAUAGCUUGAUCGGUUUUGUUGUUUUGGUUGAAAAUGGUCAAAAGAAGAAGAGUCACGGAUGUUAUUAAGAAGAAGAAGAAGAAAAGCGACUUAUCAAAGAAUCUUACCGUUGGACAAUAGACAAAACGUCACCUAAAAGGCUAAAAGAUAAAAGAACAAACAACUAAAGAUUUUAAAAGUGAAAAAAGACUUGUUGUAUAUGAAACACUUUCACUUGCUGUCUCGUUUUCCCCCUACUUAAUGUGUAAACGAAGUUAUAUUAAAUUUUGAUACAAAAUACUUAGGAAAGAUGAAAUAUUGAAUGAGUCAAAAAUGAAAUAAAGGACAACAAAGGUGAUCAUUUUUUUAUACUACUAUAUAGUAAAGCUAUAUAGAGAUGCAUUACGAAGCAUAAACACACUUGGAAACAAAAGAAAACUACAAGUGAGAACAUGUUAAAAGCCCUUCCACCGAUCUUUGCAUUAAUAAAGCAUUUCAGACACCGAGAAGCCUUUUCCUUCUUUCUUCAGACAAAAGUACUACUCUGAGACCAUUGUACUCUAAAAAACUCUCUCUUCCUCCUUCUCUGCUUCUGAGAUACACACUACUCUACUCCCAUGGAGCUUUGAUGGGUAUCUGCAAUUUCCAAUCUUUCCCCCUUUUCUUCUGAGAAUUUUUUGCUCAAGAAUCAUGGAAGAGUCUUCUUCAUUUGUGCGUUCCGUGUUUGUGCUCUGUUUGGUUUCGUCCUCUGUGUUCUGUUUGGAUGACUCCGACCAAAACGCUACUGUUUUGUCUUCUUCUGCUGUUUACAUUGUUACUCUCAAGGACCCUCCAUCUGUUCAUUCCUCCUCCGGCAGAGAAACGGAUGCCUCCAAACACAGCCUUACAUCUACUUCAUCUCAAACUUACAGAACAUCGAACCGAAGCGCUUAUUUAAUUAGAGUUCAUGACUCGUUGUUGAGAAAAGUAUUGAGAAAGGAGAAUUACAUUAAGCUCUACAGCUACCACUAUCUCAUCAAUGGGUUUUCAGCUGUUAUCACCCAACAACAGGCUGAAAGACUAGCUGCAAGAAAGGAAGUGCACAAUGUGGUUCUUGAUUAUCCGGUUAAGAAAGCAACCACUCACACGCCGCAGUUCUUAGGUUUGCCACGUGGAGCUUGGCCCCGUGAAGGAGGCUCUGAGUACGCAGGAGAAGGAGUUGUUAUAGGGUUUAUCGAUACUGGAAUUGACCCCACUCAUCCAAGUUUUAGUGACAAAGUCCCGGGACAUUCGUAUCCGGUCCCUCCUCGGUUUACUGGUGUCUGUGAAGUCACCACAGGUUUCCCUUCCGGUUCUUGCAACAGGAAGCUCGUUGGAGCACGCCAUUUCGCUGAGUCGGCUCUCAGUAGAGGAGUCUUGAAUUCAUCUCAGGACGAUGCUUCACCGUUUGAUGGUGAAGGGCAUGGCACUCACACAGCUUCUGUUGCAGCUGGGAAUCACGGGGUCCCUGUGGUGGUUUGUGGUCAUCGCCUUGGGAAUGCUAGUGGGAUGGCUCCUCGUGCUCAUGUUGCUAUUUACAAGGCAUUGUAUAAGAGGUUUGGAGGUUUUGCAGCAGAUAUCAUUGCAGCCAUAGAUCAGGCUGCUCAAGAUGGAGUUGACAUAAUAAACUUAUCAAUCACACCGAAUAGACGUCCACCUGGCAUCGCCACGUUCUUCAACCCGAUCGAUAUGGCAUUGCUUUCAGCUGUGAAAGCUGGCAUCUUUGUAGUGCAAGCAGCUGGUAACACAGGACCAGCUCCUAAGAGCAUGUCUUCCUUCAGUCCUUGGAUCUUCACUGUUGGAGCUACAUCUCAUGAUAGAGUUUAUACUAACUCGAUAAUUCUAGGAAAUAAUGUCACCAUCUCUGGAGUUGGACUCGCAUCUGGUACAAGGACAAUGCACAAGCUUGUUUUAGCUGCACAUGCGCUCCGCAAUGGUACUACCAUUAUGGAUGCUAUAUAUGUUGGGGAGUGCCAAGAUUCGAGUAGCUAUGAUCAGAAGCUGGUGCAGGGGAAGAUACUUGUCUGCAGUUACACAGUCCGGUUUAUUCUCGGUGUCUCAACCGUCAAACAAGCCUUGAUAACAGCAAAGAACUUAACAGCAGCAGGUCUUGUCUUCUAUAUGGAUCCUUCUUCCACUGGUUUUCAGAUGACUUCAACUCCAAUGGAUAUCCCAGGGAUUCUAAUCUCCUCCCCACAAGAUUCUCUGGCUUUACUUCAGUACUACAAUACUUCUCUGUCGAGGGACAAUGCUUCAGGGAAAAUAGUUGGUUCUGCAUCAGUUGCGAGAAUAGUUGGUGGCAUGAAGCCUACCUAUGGCAUUACAGCACCAAAGGUGAUGUACUUCUCUGCUAGAGGACCUGACCCAGAAGACGAUUCUUUCCAAGAUGCUGAUGUAAUGAAACCCAACUUAGUAGCUCCAGGGAACUCUAUAUGGGGCGCUUGGAGUCCUCUUGGCAUCGGUACUGCUGAUUUUCAAGGUGAGCGUUUCGCGAUGGAGUCAGGGACAAGCAUGUCUGCUCCACACGUAACUGGUAUUGCAGCACUCAUCAAGCAGAAGUUCCCUCAUUUCACACCUGCAGCCAUCGCAUCCGCGCUCUCGACAACAGCUUCUCUAACAGACAGAAAGGGUGGUCCUAUAAUGGCGCAACGCACUGUCUUAAACCCUGACGCUACUCAAACCCCUGCAACGCCUUUCGAUAUGGGCAGUGGAUUCGUUAAUGCUACUGCAGCUCUUGACCCUGGUUUGAUUUUCGACAUAGGUUACAAUGAAUACAUGAAGUUCCUCUGUGGAAUCAACGGAUCAUCUCCCGUUGUUCUCAACUACACAGGAGAAAGCUGCUCGGCGUAUAACUCCUCCCUUGCAGCCUCUGACCUGAACCUUCCCUCGGUGACAAUAGCUAAGCUUGUUGGUACUAGAACUGUCCUAAGAUGGGUUACUAACAUUGCAGCCACGGUUGCAAACGAGACUUAUACAGUAGGGUGGAAGGCACCUGACUCGGUUUCUGUUAAGGUCUCUCCUGCCAAGUUUACAAUCGGGAACGGUCAGACAAGGGUCUUGAGUCUUGUCUUUGGGGCGAUUAAGAAUGGUUCGGUAGCGAGUUUUGGAAAAAUUGGGAUGGUUGGAGACAGAGGUCACGUGGUUAACAUUCCGGUGACAGUCAUCUACAAGAUUGCUGUCUGAGAGAUGAUAUAGUAGGGUUGUCUAUGAAGAGUUUUUGUGUGAUGAAAACAAACUUGAGGAAGUUGUUAAGAAAAAGGCUUUUAGUGAUUGUGUAGUUUGUUUGUUUGUUUGUUUAGUGUCCUGCUGAUUAAAAAGCUUUAGAAAAAAUGCGUAGUUUGUAAAUUUGUUUUUGGAGUGUUUUUGUGAUGGUUUUUAUUGAAUCUAAUCCAAUCUUUGAUUUUUAAGUAA